Messenger RNA from Pseudocercospora fijiensis CIRAD86, 492 nucleotides. RefSeq lists its product as uncharacterized. Lineage: Eukaryota; Fungi; Ascomycota; Dothideomycetes; Mycosphaerellales; Mycosphaerellaceae. The transcript is spliced from 3 exons. Bases 1 to 492 code for a protein of 163 amino acids. The record is from RefSeq and is a predicted model, not a curated record.
AUGCUACUGCCUUUCUUAACUUUUAGCAACUUUCAGGGCAUCCUAGUUCGAAAGUGUAGUAUCGGGAAUGCGUAUAUCGCUCGACUCGAGCGGCUAGAUCGGGAGUGGACCUUUCGCUUCAUGGAUCUGCCCCCAGAGAUGCGCAACCUUGUAAUAUACAGUAUCCGGCUGGAGCUGGUCAUAUGUUGCCACUGCGAUAGAGAUGAACACUCGUAUGAACACUCGGCGGACUUCAGCCUUCCGAAAUUCUUCACAUCGGCUUUUGUCGAACGUGCGCAGAGUCUUCGGAAGUUGACUCUGGUCAUGCCUGUAUCCACCGCGAUGAAGUUUACCACCCAACAGUUCCUCGACUGGUUCGAUCCGCUCACACAACUUUCUCCAGGAGUGGCGCUUGAGUUAUAUGGAUUUGACCGGGAGACGAGGGAUGAGCUCAAGCGUAGGAUCGAAGAUGCAAAGCCCAAAGUCGAUGUCGAUGUCGAUGCCGACGAAUGA